CUGAUUAUGCGAUUACACGAGACAUGAUUCGGAUUUGUUUUGUUUUUUAUUUCGAAGUAAAAUGGGCAGUAUUUGAAAUAUGAGAAAAUCCUUGACCUUCCUAGUGGGUAUGGACUACUAGUAUAUAUAUAUAGGCUACCUGCGUAUCACAUAGACUACACCACUGCUCCAGAGAGAGAGAGACACAGAGAGAGACAGAGAGAGAUGGCAGAUCAAAUAUUGACGGACAACAAAAAAACUGCUGCACUGCUACUUUUACGUCGAAGACUGAAAAAUAGAGGCAAUCGAAUUUGCCUGUGCUUUGUUAUUUCGCAUCACUGAGAGUGUUUGAAUAAGAGCAGCGGUGAGACCCCUGAUUUUAAACUGAUCUCCCAUAGGGGCUUCAACUUUAUAUCUGGAAUCCACUUUCCUGAGGUGGUGGAUAAAAUUCAGAACUUAGAGAUUCGAGACUCCGAUGUCUUUGUCAUUACUUACCCCAAAUCAGGCACUAUUUGGAUGCAGCAAAUCCUUAGUCUAAUAGAGGUCAAGGGAGAUGUUAAAGCAACAAGUAAUCAGCUGAAUUCUGAUCGCAUCCCAUGGAUUGAGGUUUCAGACUCUGAGAAACUGUUUGUUUCUGCCCCCUCCCCGAGAUUCCGUGUGUCUCAUCUGGGAUAUAAAUUCAUACCACUUGGACUGAAACAAAAGAAGGGCAAGGUCAUCUAUGUGGCCAGAAAUCCAAAGGAUGUUUUGGUGUCCUACUUCCAUUUUCACAAAUAUGCAAACAUGCUGGAGACCCCAAAAGACUUUGAUGAUUUUUUUGAGAAAUUCAUGGAAGGAAAUGUUUAUGGCAAUUGCUGGUUUGAGCAUGUCAAGAACUGGUGCUCCCACAAAGACGAGAUGAACUUCUUGUACAUUACAUAUGAGGAGAUGAUCAAGGACUUGCGGUCAGUGGUUGAAAGGAUCACUUCGUUCUUGGGGAUGGACUUGACACCGCAGCAGUUGAAUGAGGUUGUUGAGCACAGUAUCUUCAGAAAUAUGAAGAACAAUCCUCAGGCCAAUUACCAGCUGGUCGAUAUCACCAUGCUGAACCACCAGCAGGGAACAUUUAUGAGGAAAGGAACCGUUGGUGAUUGGAAGAACUAUUUCACUGUGGCACAGAAUGAGAGAUUUGACAAAGUGUACCAAGAGAAAAUGAAAGAUGUUCCUCUUUCGUUCAUCUGGGACAUGAGUGAUCUUAUCACAUCAUGAUUUGUUUUUAUUCAGUCUUUCCAUGUAGGUAACAGUUUAUAAUAACUUUCAGUUAUAAGUCAUUUAUGAAUUAUUAGUUAAUGAUGAACUAAUCAUUUACAAAACAUGACUAUACGUUCAUAAAUGAUUGAUAAGUGGUAUGCUAUUUACAAAUGUGUUGUAAAUUAUCUUAAAAAAAUGUGUAAAUCAUGAAAUAAAUCAAACAGAUCAUUAGUAGAUGGUUUAUAAAUUAUUAGUCAAUACAUUAUUUAUCACUUAUAAAUAAUAGAAGUAUUUGUCAAAAUUGUUUUGUAUCAUUAUCUCAAUAAACAAUUGUUAAUCAUGAACAAAUGAUUAACAAACCAUUAAUAAAUGAUCAGUAUAUGAUUUAUUGAUGAA
Molecule: messenger RNA, 1605 nt
Organism: Megalobrama amblycephala (Wuchang bream)
Lineage: Eukaryota; Metazoa; Chordata; Actinopteri; Cypriniformes; Xenocyprididae
Product: amine sulfotransferase-like
Exons: 8
Coding region: 496-1227 (243 amino acids)
Biological process (GO): sulfation
Cellular component (GO): cytoplasm
Molecular function (GO): sulfotransferase activity
Source: RefSeq, a predicted model, not a curated record